UUUUCAGAUUGGUUGUACACAUUCUCUGAAAUGCUAUGUUUACAUAUGUUUUAAUCCUAAAGCAAGACAAUGUCAUCAUUCAGUACAAGAAGCAGUCUUGAAAGAUCAACAUGGCCGAAUAAAUUGGAAUACCAGCUGAGUUUAUUCUGUUACGUGUUGGGACUUAGUAGUUUUUGGAGAUUUCCCUACCUAGCUUAUGAAAAUGGUGGAGCACCAUUUGUAUACGCUUUUUUACUCUUGUACAUUCUUGUUGGCAUUCCUCUGGUGUUUCUUGAAAUGGCAUGGGGACAAUACAGCAAUCUUGCACCACUACAAGCUUUCAGAACCGUCCCAGUCAUGCAAGGUAUUGGAGUUUGCAUGCUGUUUUUAUCAUGUGCAGUGCUCUUAUACUUCGGUGUGGUGUCUUAUUACAUCCUGGUGUAUCUUGCAUCAUGUUUUUCCAACCCCAUACCAUGGACAACAUGUGAUCACUCAUGGAAUACAAGGAAGUGUCAAGAAAUCUUAAAUCCGAACUGCGCCUCACAAGGCCAUCUUACUUACAGACAAGGAGAGGGAUAUGGAAUUGUUGAAAAUGGUGAAUUUAUCAGGAAAAGUGUUUGUAAUUACACUGCCGAUGGAACGCACACCUCGCCUGCUGUAGAAUAUUGGACCAAGAACUUAGUGAACAACGAUGCAGUGUGCAACAAUCUACCCGACAUUGAUCGAAUUCUGUUUGGAUCUACAGCGCAAGUCCUUGCACCUCCAAUUAUCAUCAUUUCUGUCUUUCUUGGAAUCCGGUUUCUCUCCGGUGUGAUAGCGAUGGCAAAACAUGUUCAGUUCACUGGCAAGGUGGCUUAUCUAUUGAGCACGAUACCUUUUGCGGUCUCUGUCAUGUUACUGGUUCGUUGUGUAACUUUGGAUGGAGCAGUGAAUGGAAUCAUUUAUCUUUUUGUACCGAGUGAUCCGAUGGCUUUCAUUUCACCCAAACUUUGGAAAGACGCCGUUGGUCAAGUAUUCAUAACACUUUUAACUUCAUGGGGUGGUCUCAUAACAUGGUCGUCAUACAACAGAUUCUACAACAAAUAUUAUGUGGAUGCAUCUCUGCUUAUCGGAGUGGCGCCAAUUCUUUCAAUUUUAUCAACGAUUUCUGUAUUUGGGGUAGUUGGUCACCUGGGGACCAUGACACUACGUCCCGAUUUAUCCAAAGUGCUUUCAAAUGUCAGCGGACCUAUGGUUCCUUUGGUUAUGUAUUCGGAAGCAUUAUCACAAAUGUGGGGGGAUGAUCUUCCAUGGAGUCUCGUCGUAUUCAUAUCAAUGUUUUUAUCAUCGGCUACUGCAAUGUUUCCAUGUUUGGAAUGCAUCCUCUCUUGUAUUUCGGAUUCUGUGAAAAUCUUCCGUAAACUGAUCCUUCGCAUCAUCACCACCAUCUUCCUCUUGCUCAUCUCGUUUGGAAUUUACUACGGACUACCUUGUCUCUUACAAUGGACAGGAUUGCAGAUGAUUGAAUUCUUCGACACAUUUUCCCUUCCAUUCUGCUUCAUCAUUAUAGCUCUUGCGGAACUUUUGCUUCUCUCAUAUUCAUUUGGAUUCAAACUUCUUGGCACGAACACAAAAGCAAUGACGCGAAACGCUUGUCUUAAAAGUCAUUUCUGGUCAGUCAUGUGGGGAGGUGUCAGCCCACUUGUUUUACUGGGUUGUUUAGUAUAUUCGAUAGUUGGCAUUAUACGUGAUGGCGUAGGUAGCAUGGGACCUCGAUUAUAUCUUCCACACAAUGCAACAAAUGGAUGGACGUUGGUGGCCGGAAGUGUGAUGGUUGGUUUUGUGUUCCUUGUGCUCAUACUGGUAGCCAUCAUCCGUGUUUUGCAAUCUGGUGGACCAUGUAUUGGGCGAUUGCGUAAUUCGUUCACCCCACACAUGGGUACUUCACCCAGCAACGGGGGUGGUGACAUCUCGCAUGGCAACGGGGAACUUUUCCUCAGUGAUUACACAAGUCACAGGGAGAGAGGGGGGAUUGAAAUUCUCAUUGAUGAAGAUAUCGUGACAAGUGUUUAACAAUACACCCUCUGUGAUGUCAUAAUACCGCUGAAAUUCGAACGCUUUUGGCUUUGCGGUGUUCGCCAAAAAGACAUUUUCAAAGACGUAACAUUUGACUAAUACCUACCAGCUAAAACACAAAUCCAUUAUAAUCUCAAUUGGGCAAGCCUCGUGAUUAAAUCGUGCGCCUAUUGGCUGCUUGCCAUCAUGCGAAUGACGCUAACCAAUCAUCACUUACCAUGCAGUAUGGUACAGUAACUAAAUUAUUGUGAACAACACAACUACGCUGAUGUGCAAGAAACCAGACCAAUCAUCUCCAUACUUCUUGCGUGUCCACACUUUUCAACUCUUGCCAAAAAUUAACUCAUAUUUCCCACCAGAUUAAACUCGCCUUUCACCAAAGACGGUUAGAAACUUUUUAUAUUUUAUUUUUCUCCCACUUUUCUGUAUUCCCUGCCCAUACCUUGGAUGUUGCAACCAUAUUUUAUCGCAUUGCGUUUGCCUUCAUUUCCUCUUGCAGCAAACGCCACAUAAGCAAGUAUUUAAAACUCGCCUAUAUUGUAACUGUAUUUUAACAUGCCAUUUUUUACCACUUUGCGCCUGAAACUGAGCUAAAAUGAGCAAAACAUAAGCCCAAAUUUACAAUUACAAAUUCUGUGUACAUUUACCAUCCCAAACACGACAAUUGAUUUUCUACUUACUGUACAUAUCACACGAUCAAGCAAUUCUAAGCGUUAUGUCGUUUUUAUAUCCCAAUCUUGCGGUGCUAUAGCUUUGGUACGUUGUUUCCGUACACACGUUUUAAGUUUUACCUAUGUAUAUACAUAUAUUACAGCUUACACAAUAUUACAAGAAACGAGCGUUUGUGGGUCAAACUCAUUACGUACAUAAUUUGAACCAUAUAUUCCGCAGUAUAUUGCGUAUUAUUCCAUAUACAAUUUUCGUUUGUUUCUUUGUGACCUGGUUAUUUUUUUUAGUUUUACCAAAACGAACUAACUUCAUAUUCGAAUAAUUCUCGUUCUUUUAUGUUUCCGAAGAACAGCUGCCUGCAAUUUCUCCUGAACUGCUUCUAACCAAAAAUAAAAAUUGUAAAGAACAA
This is a messenger RNA of Ciona intestinalis (vase tunicate), 3112 nucleotides long. RefSeq names its product sodium- and chloride-dependent glycine transporter 2-like. Lineage: Eukaryota; Metazoa; Chordata; Ascidiacea; Phlebobranchia; Cionidae. Gene Ontology annotation, molecular function: amino acid:sodium symporter activity. The record is from RefSeq and is a predicted model, not a curated record. Gene Ontology annotation, biological process: nitrogen compound transport; amino acid import across plasma membrane; sodium ion transmembrane transport. Gene Ontology annotation, cellular component: plasma membrane.